GUAAUAUCUCUUACCUUAUUUUUCUCCCUCUCCUUUUUUUUUUCUCAAUCGACCGCACAGUCUGUAUUUUUUUUUUUUUCGACGACAACAUUACGACCUUGCAUUCUUUGUCGUCGCGGCUUGCAACCCUCGCGCGGCCCGACUUUCGACUACGACCCGACACAAGCCCCUCCCGCGCUACACCGAUUGGAUUGAAUGAGGGCUCUUUUAUGCGUUUUUCUUUGCGGCUCAUGUCAACAUCGAAUUGAUGUUGAUUGCUCCCGGUCAAUCGACAUCAGGACUGCUACCUAACCAACGAUCAGCAGUCUUGCCUGUUGUUCACACUGCCCGAAAACGCGGCGAUUUUCCACAACACCUUCGUCGACACGGGACCCGCCCAAGGUGAGCCAAGGCGAAACCAUCGCCGUCAGACAGCCAUACGAUCCACCGGGACCCAAUCCAUAAAACGAGAGGAAGCGAGACACUCCCACCGCCACAUACAAAAACAAACCGCAGACACAGAAUGUCUGCACCCGACCCUUUUGAUGGGCCACCCGCCGAUCGAGGGCGCGGUGACCGUCAUGCCCCAGGAGAGGAAAACUACCAAAUGGAUCGCGACGCCUUGCAACUGGGCAUGGGAGCCCCUCGCCAGAAUGGAGGAGGUGCAUAUCCUUCGGCCGUCCCUCCGGGGGCACCAUCACCCGCGUGGAGUACAGGCGGCGAAAGGUUACGGGACGAACGAAGCCGCAGUGCGGAGAGAAAUCGGUCACGGCCUAGGAAUGGCCGCUCGGCGAGCGGACAGCUGCGCAUCUGCGCCAAGUGCGGUGAGCCCUUGACGGGUCAGUUCGUGAGGGCGCUGGAUGGAACAUUCCAUCUGGACUGCUUCAAGUGUCGGGAUUGCGGACAAAUAGUGGCGUCCAAAUUCUUCCCUGCCGAAGACGAGAACGGUGGUGGCCAGUACCCUCUGUGUGAGAAAGACUACUUUCGUCGCCUCGGCCUUCUCUGCUACCAAUGCGGCAAUGCUUUGCGAGGAUCCUACAUAACAGCACUAGACCGCAAGUAUCACGUCGACCACUUCACCUGUUCCCUGUGCGACACCGUAUUCGGAGCCCAGGACAGCUAUUACGAGCACGAUGGCAGUGUAUACUGCCACUACCAUUAUUCUACUCAGUUCGCACAAAAGUGUAAUGGCUGCCAGACCGCGAUUCUCAAACAAUUCGUCGAGAUUUAUCGCAACGGCCAGAACCAACAUUGGCAUCCUGAAUGCUACAUGAUCCACAAGUUCUGGAACGUCCGACUUACGCCGCCCCAGGAAGCAUCGACUCUAUCUCUUGACCAGGAUGAACAAGCCAGCCGCGAGCUCGUCAAGGUCGGGGAAGAACGUAUGGAGGAGAAGGUCUACAGGAUAUGGAGCACAUUAUCCACGUUUGAAGAGUCAUCCGCUGCCUGCAUAUCAGAUAUGCUGCUCCAUGUGAGCAAUGGAGCAUACGUGGAUGGUGUCAUGGUCGCUAAGAAGUUCAUCUGGCACGUCGACAUUUUAUUCAAAUCAGCAGAUGGCCUUGAUGCGGCCAUGACGAAACUGGACAUGAAGGCCUUGUCGUAUGGCAGAGAGGCAAAACUGCUGUGCAAAAAGAUUGUCGCUUUCUUUUCCUUACUGUCCAAGGCACAGGACAAGGAGGUUCGCAAACUUGGAGUGACACAAGAGUUACUUUCUUUAGUAACUGGUCUAGCACACUACCUCAAGCUAUUGAUCCGGAUUUGUCUACAAGGUGCUCUGCGAAUAGAGAAGGAACGAAAUACCUCGGACGGCCUGUACCAAUUUCUCGACGACCUCGGAAAUCUCGAGUCUCUUAAAGGCGAAGAGCAGUCGCUCUCGAUCACCAUGGGCAUGUCGCGACUCUCGGCUAACGACUCAGAUCAGUGCAGCCUAUGUCGCAAGCCGAUAGAGGAUGAGUGUGCAAAGAACGAGGAGAAACGGUGGCACAUUGCAUGUGUGGCGUGCACUCGUUGCGGCAGGGAACUGGGGAGGAGUUUGCACGAUGCGCAAUUUAACCCCUACGACCAGAAGAUAUUUUGCACGAACUGCGGUUCUUUGUACGCGGACAACGCACCCCCAUUCACCCGUGUCACUAAGCUGCAGCAGUAUGUCUACUUGCUCAAGGUGGCUUUGGCGAGACUGUUGGAAAUACUACGCAGCACGGGUGCAAUCCCACGAGAGGACGGUCAUCCCCAAGAUCUACACGACGGACAACAAAACUUGCCACCGCACUUGCGAAGUGAGGCGCGAUCUAAGAGUUUUGCAGCCGGCAGCAUGCACCAGCGCGAGUCUUCGUACGAGAGUGCUGUAAACGAUGUCAAGAGGCUGAAAAGCACCCGUCUCGAUAAGGCGCUGUCUUCCAGCGUCAGGAAGGCGAGGACAUCACGUAUUAUGGAGGGGCCAGAUGGGACGACCGGCCGUCCCGGCUCAGGAGGGGCGGGCUCCGGUGAUCCGCGCAAGCCCGGGUUCCAGAUUGUUGAGGAACCUGCCAACGAACGUGCAGAGGACUCGAUGCUUGGAAACCAAGAUGCUUUAACAUUAGACGAUAUUCCCCGCAUCGUCGCGGCCGAGCAGGCUCGAGAGCAAAGACCCAACGCAUUCCAACGCCAAGAAUUGUUCCGCGCACCUGCAACAGAGCCGAAUCUCAACUCAAAUAACCCCCGUGCUUUCUCUCCGGGUCGAGGUCCCCGAUCUCACGGAGAACCUUCGCCACAGCGAAACAUGGUCAUGGGCAUUGGCGGCAGGAAAUAUUUCUCGGAGCUCUCGAAUCUUGAUUAUUUCAUUGUCAGGCACCUUGCGGUAUUAACGAUGCACCCCUUACUCAACAACGAAUUUGAACUCGAAGAGCUGUUGGGAUUCAUCGAGUCGAGAAAACCAGCCACUUUCUGGAACAAGUUUGGAAAAGCCUUCAAAAAUGAUGGCAAGAAGAACGUCAAGAAGAAGGGCGUUUUUGGCGUGCCUCUGGAAAUAAUCAUUGAACGCGACGGCGCCGACUCGACAGACGGAGUGGGACCCGGAACGCUGCGGAUCCCUGCGAUUGUCGACGACAUUGUUGCGACGAUGAGGCAGAUGGAUUUGUCGGUCGAGGGUGUCUUCAGGAAGAACGGCAACAUCAAAAAGCUUAGUGAACUUUGCGAGAAAAUCGACCGGGAAGGCUGCGACAGUGUGAACCUGAGCUCGCAGCCGGUUGUGCAAGUAGCUGCGUUGUUGAAGCGCUACCUCAGAGAUUUACCGGAUCCUUUGAUGACACACAAGCUCUAUAACCUAUGGCUUACAGCAGCCAAGAUACAAGACGCGGACAAGCGGCGGCAGUGCCUACAUCUCAUCUGCUGUCUGCUGCCCAAGUGCCACAGGGACUGCCUUGAGAUUUUAUUCUGCUUCCUCAAGUGGGCAGGAACAUUCCACCAGGUCGACGAUGAAUCGGGAUCCAAGAUGGAUGUUAAGAAUUUGGCAACCGUCAUUGCACCGAACAUCCUUUAUCUGCAAUCCAAGGCCCUUACUCUGGACAGCGAUCCCAUGUUUGCCAUCGUGGCAGUCGAGACACUCAUCCAGGACAUAGAAGAGAUGUGCUUGGUGCCCGAUGAUCUGGUUGAUAUACUCAGCGACUCAACAUUAUUCAACAACAAUGGCGAUCUCACAACCAAGGAGAUCCUCAAACGAUUUGGCGACCGUCCGCUUAUGAACGGUGGCCUUCGGGGCCACGGUGACGAGCUUGUUGGGCGGCACGACACGCCUAAUCGCCCAUUUGCCAGGCGAGUGGAUACCGACCCUGCGGUCUGGCAAGAUGAGCGCAGCGUGCGUCCCGUCCACGACCAGCAACAGUACGCCAGCUCUAUGCAUAAUACCCCGUUGAGGAGACAUGAAGACAAUGGACAGCCGUCGCCGUACGGUCAGGACUUUGAACCUGCACCAGGGAUGAGCCGUGAGCCCUCAUCUGAUCGGGGUGGUGGCCAGCGGAGAGAUUGGAGGAACUCUGGAUGGGGAAACAACAAUAGACAACCAGGCUCUGUUGGUGUUACUGGAACGGGCUGAUGGGGAUUGGUGACGAAACAGCUCCUUGAUCAACGUUUCCUUUGUUUGCCUCAAUUUAAGAUGGCCAGCGCCACUCCGGGUCUUCUCUAUUUGGUUGGCUUUCACCCCAGGUCGUUUCUUGAUUAACUGGGAUAUUUGGCUUUUUCGUGGCGUGUCUAUUGUGCGUGCGGUUGUGUGGACACACCAACCCGUUUACCUAGUGUGGAAGGUUUUGAUAUACCCCUUUUGGUUGGGCAGCUCAAGAGGCCACAAAAUAUGUGGCGUGAGCUUGUUAUUCUGUUUAUUUUUCUUUUCUUUUUUUCUUUCUUACAAUUCUUUUUUUCGUGUCGUAACCUUUUUUAUGGUGAUGCCGGCUUUACUAGUGGAGACACAUAUAAUUUGUGGUACACUUUUUUUUUCUUUUUUCACUCUUCACUAUUCCUUUUGUUACUUUUACCAGGAGUUCUUGGGUUAUUGUUUUUCUGCCUUUUCCUAUUAUGAAUGACUACUAGAAGGGUUUCACUUUUCUUGACAAAGUUUUGGGUUGUAGAGGAAUAUGUAGCAUCUUCUUGUCCCUUGGGGAAUCCCGCAUGGCGCGGUUUUUUUUCUUCCCCUAUUGACCAAAAUCAAUCUAAAAACAGCUUGUUGUGGU
Messenger RNA from Pyricularia grisea, 4679 nucleotides. RefSeq lists its product as uncharacterized. NCBI's taxonomy places the organism in Eukaryota, Fungi, Ascomycota, Sordariomycetes, Magnaporthales, Pyriculariaceae. The record is from RefSeq and is a predicted model, not a curated record. The transcript is spliced from 4 exons. Bases 503 to 4048 code for a protein of 1181 amino acids. Gene Ontology annotation, cellular component: cytoplasm. Gene Ontology annotation, biological process: signal transduction; actin cytoskeleton organization.